Messenger RNA from Sesamum indicum (sesame), 760 nucleotides. The record is from RefSeq and is a predicted model, not a curated record. NCBI's taxonomy places the organism in Eukaryota, Viridiplantae, Streptophyta, Magnoliopsida, Lamiales, Pedaliaceae.
UGUCUUUCUUACUACGUUAGCAACUUCACGACAACCCUGAGUCACCAGCAACUAGCGCAGAUCGCACUGAAGGUGAGCCUAGAGAGGGCGGAGUCGACCCAAGCCUACGUGACGGAGGUGGCUAAGGAGCUUAAGCAGAGAAAGGCCAAGGACUACCGGGCCGUGAAAGAAUGUCUGGAUCAAAUAAACGAUGGGGUCGAUCAACUCACGAAUUGCAUCAAAGAGACACGGAUGAUAAAGGAAAACGGGACGAGUAGCGAUUUCCCCUGGCAUGCUAGCAACGUGCAGACAUGGAUGAGCACGGCCCUGACCGAUGCGAGCAUGUGCAUGGACGGGUUCUCAAGCCGGGCCAUCGAGGGCAAGAAGAAGGCUAUUAUCAAAGCCAAGGUGCUUAAUCUUGAACAAGCAACUAGCAAUGCCCUGGCCUUGUUCAAUAGGUUUGCUGCAAGGUAUAGGUCCUCCCAUGUCAAUAAACCCAAAGUAUAGGGGCUUUUGCGCAAUUUGCAUAUGGACCUAAUGUUACUUGAUCUCUGUCUGUGAGGAAAAAUCUGUGAAUACACAAAGUUUUGGGGGGUUUGUGAUGUCUACAGAAACUGAAGCUAAUACUUAUCUUGUUAUUUAUUUUUUUAAUUAAUUUGAGAGCAUGAGCCUCUUUCAUUUCAUUUUAUUUUAUUUUCUUUGGUUACUUAAUUUGCAUUAUAUAGUAUGAAAAUACGAUCGUAUUCAUGUUAUACUAAGAACUUUAUGCAUUAAGGGUGCA